GCAAAAACGAUACAGUUUAACGCAAUGGCGCACAUAGAUAGAGAUUAUGCUCGAUCUUUAACACUUUGUCGUGGCUUGACGUUGGAUGAUAUUUUGAAUACGCUGGAUGACGACGAUGAUGAGACACUUCCUAACAGCCAAGAGAUAGACAUUAUUUUACAGCCCCCUACAAAUGCGUGUCAGGAUUUGACAGAUGAAGAUUCGGGCGACGAGGAUUUGAUGAUCAUUGGUAACCUGCCAGGCACACAACUUAUGGCAGAAGCUGAAUUAUUCGGCAUUACUCAAGAAGAUAAGGAGGAAGAAAUAGGAAAUGAAAUAGAUGAGGAUGAUUUACCGCUACGUAGCUUGCAAGUAGCCAUAAAAAAGAAUUACUUAUGGGAAAAGAGAGAUUUAGAACCUCGAUCUUUUGAAUGGCCAACGUACAUCGAUGUGAAAACAAACUUCUCACCUACAGAACUAUUUUUUCAGUUUUUUGACAACAACGUCAUCGAUAUGUUUGUAAAAUAUAGCAAUUUGUACGCUUCAAAAAAGAACGUCUUGAACAGUACUAUCACUGAAGCGGAAAUGAAAGCGUUCUUCGGCAUCUUGAUUUUGAGUGGUUAUGUCCAGCUUCCACGCCGUCGUAUGUUCUGGGAGAAUAGCAAAGACACCCAUAAUGAAGUUGUUUCUUCAGCCAUGUCAAGAGAUAGAUUCGAAUUUAUUAUGUCAAAUUUGCAUUGUUGUGACAAUUCCAAGCUAUCUCAACAAGAUAGAUUUGCGAAAGUUCGGCCACUUUUUGAAGCAAUAAAUAGAAAUUUUUUGCCCCGUACGAGCUGCACACUCAGUUGA
Messenger RNA from Acanthoscelides obtectus, 828 nucleotides. NCBI's taxonomy places the organism in Eukaryota, Metazoa, Arthropoda, Insecta, Coleoptera, Chrysomelidae. The record is from the annotation of a GenBank genome assembly.